ACCCUCCUGUGGCAGGUCAAUAAUACAGUGAUGAAAACUGCUCUGUAAAAUAAAAAAAGAGACGGUUUAACUGAUGGAUACGGAUUCGGAGAGCAGUUUUAGAAAAAUGUCUAAAGCGGACGUCCUCAGGGGCUUUGUGAGUGACAGACUGGCCGCCGCUACGCAGGAGAUCCUGGCGGUGGUGGAGAGAACCGUAGCCGGGUACGAGGAGGAGGCGUCGGCAUUCAGACAACAGAUCGACCGGCAGAGGAGGCAGCUGGAGGUCCUCCUGCAGCCCCAGGUCCCACUCAGCAAAACCGGCGAGGAGUUCACCAGUGUUGUGAGCAUUGACGAAGAGGAGGACUGUAAUAAAGAGGAGACGUCUUCACAGCAGCUGGAGAAUCUAAAAGACUCCACUCAUUCAACUCCAUCAAGUGCCAGAGUUCAUCCCAACAGAAGGCGGCCUGGCAGACCUCGGAGCAGCAAACUACCAAGCCACAUAGACCUGAGGAUCCAGAUCCUGCAGGACCCCCAUACCACUGUGCUGUCAAAGAAAGUGUCCAAGUCCAGUCGUCUGCUGCAACUCCGGUGUCCUCGAGGUCUGCAGGAGUCCGACUUCUUGAGCCUCGUCAGGUCCUCAGUGUCUCAGCUCAGCAGACACAACGAACCGUUUGACAUCUUAACAUGUGACAAGAGGAGAAGACUCCGACCUUUGAACCCAGAGGAGAUCCAGAGCGCUGUUAGGUCCACGGUCUACCUCAGACUGCAGACACAAAAUGACCGUCCAGCCUAUAGAGACCACACUCAUCCUCCUCUUAGAGAAGAUGAAGGUGUGUGCAGCAGCUCAACAUCUCCAACAGUAGAAACUGAGGAAACAGAGGCAGCUGUGAGGAAGGAUGUACAGGAUGUUAACAGUAGUGACACUGACUGGAAACCAAACAGAAGUGACCAGGAACUGAGUGAAUCUGAGCUGCAUCAGAAGAAACCGAAAGCCAGGUGUUCGGACACAAAACCAACCGAGACUGAUGACAACAGCGGGCGUUUGUCCUGCAAAAUUUGUCACCUCGUUGUCCAGUCAGAAGCCACGCUGGACCAACACGCAUGGAGUCACGCUGAUGACCCAGGGAGUGUUUGUGGAGCGUGUGGAGAGCGUUCAGAGUCUGCAGAAGCGCUCAAAGAUCAUCUGGAAAAACAUCAUCAAGGCCAUUCAGAGACAUUUGUGAACAGUCAGCUGAAGGACCAAUGUGAGAUCUGCCAGGAAGUCUUCACAGAAAAGGCGGAUCAUGAGUGUCACCUGAAGCUUCGUGGAGUGAAGGAGCAGCUCAAGGCUCGUCCAAAGACCAGCACCAAAACCAAAUCGCACAUCUGUGGAGUCUGUGGAAAAUCCCUCUGUGACUACAGGUCAUUAUCUCGUCACAAGAUGACCCACUCCGCAGAAAGGCCUCACAGGUGUGACAUCUGUGGGCGGAGCUUCAAACUGCAUGGGACUCUGAAGCAACAUGAGAAGACCCACAUGGCACGAGAGCGAUCGUACCUCUGCGAUAUCUGCUGCAAAAUGUACCUGACCAGUAAGCAGCUGCAGAUCCACAUGAGGUCACACACCAAUGAGAAACCAUACGGCUGCGGCAAAUGUGGGAAGCGCUUUGUUACAAAGGGGACUCUGGCGGUUCACAUGGUGGUUCACAGUGAGGAGGCACGGUACCGUUGUUCUGAGUGCAGCUGCUCCUUUAAACGCAAAUAUAACCUGGAGAACCACCUGAGGCUGCACUCAGGCCUCAAACCCUUUGUCUGUGUCAUCUGUGGAAAAGCCUGCGCUCGCAAAACCUACCUGACCAUCCACAUGAGAACACACAAUGGAGAGAGACCGUACAAAUGCUCUGUGUGUGACAAAGCCUUUACCCAGGGCCACUGCCUGAAAACGCACAUGAAGAGUCACCAGGGAGGAGGAACUACAACGUGAACACUUCCACAGUUGUGUUAGAAUAAAGCUUUUAAUGUAUUACCGAGGCUAAAGCCUGCAGUGCCUCGAAUGGUCACUGGAGGCUGGCUCCAAAAAUGAUCCAUAAAGCCACUUUUACACAGAGAUCCCGGAUAAAAGGUGAGAUGCUGAUCCCACCUUUUUCCACCAUUGACCCAUUUCCACAGCCAAGCCAAAAGAGGACAGAGGUGAGACAGGCCGGACUUUUACACAGCGGACCUGCGUUCCCGUACCCAAGGGGCAGUGACGCAGCUCGCGGAUUUCGGCGUCUCCCCAGUGCAACAUCUUUCUGGUUGCGUUGAUAUGUUUGUUUACUGUACACAGCCCAUGUUCAUUUUUAAAUCUCCCUGGCGCGGGGGUCACACACACAACACAUCAUCAAAACAUCACACCUUGGUUGCAGAACGAGAGGUGUUCCUUUUACAUAGCGUUCCAGAAUCCUGAUUCCACCUUUAUCACGGCUCUGUUACUACCUCCUGAGGCAUUUCAGAGCCAUGACAGAGGUGGGACUAAAUAAUCCACCAUUUCGUUUACACAGACGUCAUUCCAGAAUAAAGAUGAAAUAUUCUGGUAACAGAAGUGGUGUCUAAAGGGACUUAUGUUUAAAAAGUAGACGCAGCCACUGUGAAAUCACCCACUGGCUUAUGACCGCUGUUUUAAAGUACUGUACUGCCCAUGGCCUUCUCAUUGUUUUGUUUUGAAACAGAAGUGAUCCUAUUUGGACAAAAUGUUGAGCUGGAGAAAAGCAAGUUAAUUGUAACUUAUUGAAAAAAAUAAAACAGUGAUACUGCUGAUGGACACUUGAAAGGAACUUGAUAAAUGUUUACAGUAAUUUCGACUUCAUGUGUGUUUAACUUCUUAAUUAGGGAACUAAUUAAAGUUACAGCCCAAGUAAUUUUACUUAUGGUAGUGUAGCCAAAUGGUAGCGGACAGCGUAUUUAGAUAAAAGGAAUAAGAGUAGAGGGUUUAAGACCAUAAAGAGACAUAAUUGCAAAGAAUACGCACAUGAAACUCAAAAAGGUGAAUGCUAUUGUGUGUGUGUCUCAUCUCAACUUUAUUUAUAAAAUACUUUAAUAACAACCACAGCUGAAACAAAGUACUGCACAUCAAUCAUAAAA
Messenger RNA from Sphaeramia orbicularis (orbiculate cardinalfish), 3075 nucleotides. Its product is annotated as zinc finger protein 567-like. The record is from RefSeq and is a predicted model, not a curated record. Gene Ontology annotation, molecular function: RNA polymerase II transcription regulatory region sequence-specific DNA binding; DNA-binding transcription factor activity, RNA polymerase II-specific. Gene Ontology annotation, cellular component: nucleus. The transcript is spliced from 5 exons. NCBI's taxonomy places the organism in Eukaryota, Metazoa, Chordata, Actinopteri, Kurtiformes, Apogonidae. Bases 74 to 1939 code for a protein of 621 amino acids. Gene Ontology annotation, biological process: regulation of transcription by RNA polymerase II.